Molecule: messenger RNA, 2077 nt
Organism: Hibiscus syriacus
Lineage: Eukaryota; Viridiplantae; Streptophyta; Magnoliopsida; Malvales; Malvaceae
Exons: 6
Coding region: 289-1317 (342 amino acids)
Molecular function (GO): sulfotransferase activity
Source: RefSeq, a predicted model, not a curated record
CAAAACAGCUGUUUGCCUGUUUCACUUUCAGGCCAUUGUUUCCCACGAGGCACAAAAGAAAGAAGCUUAACAAAGACUUCGCUACCUCUUCUCUUUGGCUUCUUCUUCUCUUUUAUGCUCUUUGGUUUUAGCUUUUCUUUGGGGUUUCUUUAGUAGCUGAGAAUCUGAAGGAGAAUAAGUGGAUUUUCAAACCUCUUGUUCUUGGUCUUUGUGAUUAUAUACACACAGACACUCAAAUCUCUUGCUCUUUUCUCUUCUUGAGUUGCUUCAGCUUCUGCAAAAAUAGCAAUGGCGGAGUAUAUCUGUGUACUUAACAAGGAUACUCUAAUUAUAAAGCCUUCUAAGAAAUCUCCACUGUUCUUGAGGACAAUAGUGUUGUUGUUUACUAUGGUAUGUGGUGUUUAUAUCUGUACAAUCUGUAGGAAGCAAAUAAGUACUGUAACCAAGAUGAACAUCCAAGUCAUUGGGAGUCCAUCUCCAGAUACUACCAUUGCUGCACAACUAGAACCUCAAAUUCCUACCUUACAUUACCCUAAACCCGAAACCUUUAGUAGGGGUGAAUGUUCACAGAAUCCGGUGAGGUUCUUUGUCAUAUUGUCGAUGCAAAGGUCGGGAAGUGGAUGGUUUGAGACAUUGUUAAAUAGUCAUGUUAACGUUAGCUCAAAUGGGGAGAUAUUCUCUGUUAUGGAGAGGAGGAAAAAUAUUUCUACCAUUAUACAAACUUUGGAUAAGGUUUACAAUUUAGAUUGGCUCAAUAGCGCUUCCAAGAAUGAGUGCUCUGCCGCUGUUGGCUUCAAGUGGAUGCUAAAUCAGGGAUUGAUGGCAUACCAUGAAGAAAUCGUAGAAUACUUCAAACAACGGGGCGUUUCUGCCAUAUUUCUCUUCCGAAGGAAUUUACUUCGAAGGAUGGUUUCAGUGCUUGCCAAUUCAUAUGAUCGCCAUGCUAAGCUGUUGAAUGGAACCCACAAAUCUCAUGUUCAUUCACAUCAAGAGGCCGCUGUUCUUUCAAGUUACAAGCCGGUAAUCAAUUUUACAUCAUUAAUAAGUGAUCUGAAAGAAGUAGGAUCGGCUACUGUCAAGGCUUUAGAGUACUUCAUCAGCACUCGUCACAUGAUUUUGUACUACGAGGAUCUUGUCGUGAACCGAACAAAAUUAAAAGACGUUCAGGGGUUUCUAGGGAUUCCAGAGAUGGAAUUAACAAGUCGCCAGGUUAAGAUACAUGAAGGUCCGUUAUCGGGUUUUGUGAAGAACUGGGAUGAUGUGAACAGAACAUUAAGUGGAACAGAGUAUGAAAGUUUCCUUCGUGCCGACUACUAAGAAAAAUGAAUGGUGUGGAUACCAUCUUCAGCUAAUUUUUAUUUCAGAAGCUAACCAGACAGACGUUCACCCUGUUUGAUGGCCGCCAUGAACGGAGGCAUGGUGUUUCAAGUUUCGACAUGCUGACGAGUCAGGUGAUUGAGCACUGUAACAUUUAUUUUGUUGAUUUGAAUUUUGUUUGAUGAUAUAGACAGCUUUGUAUAUGUGAGCUUAUAAAGAGGAAAAGGGUCCCUUAAAUAGACAACUUGUAUAUGUGAGCUUAUGAUGAAGAAAAAGGUGAAUCAAUCCUUCACCCUUACGAUAAAGGAGAUUGGCUGGAUGGGUUUGCCAGAGCAGUAGGAAUAUGCACAAUAUUGGAAGCCGAACUAUGGGGAGUACUAGAAGGGUUAGUGCAUGCAUGGAACAUUGGAGCAAGGAAGGUUAUUAUCGAAUUUGACAGCAUGGAAACAUUCAUAGCUUUAUCACAAGGAAAACGAAGGCAAACAAACCCUCUGAUUUUACAAAAUAUUCAAGACUGGGUUAACAAAGAACGGUAAAUCUCAUUUAAGCAGGUGGGACGAAAGGUCAAUCGAUUGGCCGGUGUAACAAAACUGGUUCAACUGGAAGGUCAUUCCAAGUGGCUUCGGUAGCAGUACAAGCUCUGAGGAUAUAUUAGGAGCUCUUAUACAUGAGGAUAUAUUAGGAUUAGAAAGUGAGAUUGUUAGUAAAAUUAAUUAGGUAGUCAUUUCGCGUUUAUUCAUAAAAAAAGAGUGGUUUUAAA